Solea senegalensis (Senegalese sole) is the source of this 4787-nucleotide messenger RNA. RefSeq names its product rho GTPase-activating protein 12-like. Gene Ontology annotation, cellular component: cytoplasm. Gene Ontology annotation, biological process: regulation of GTPase activity; signal transduction. The record is from RefSeq and is a predicted model, not a curated record. Lineage: Eukaryota; Metazoa; Chordata; Actinopteri; Pleuronectiformes; Soleidae. The transcript is spliced from 19 exons. Gene Ontology annotation, molecular function: protein binding. Bases 327 to 3008 code for a protein of 893 amino acids.
GUUGCCAAAGUUGUGAGAGCAGAGUAAGUGUAGUGAGUGAGUGGGUGAGUGCACGGGCACGAGUAUUGUAGGAGAUUAUUGAGAAGAACAGGAGAAACGGGAACGACGCCGUUAUUAUCGGACUAACCCGACGAGUCAAGUGGAGAAAGCGUUUGAUACUGUCGACGGAGGAAGUUAGCAGGGGAUUCUACCGUCACCCGGGACUGUGUCUUCUCCCCGCCGUGGACUGUCUCGUUCCCGCAGUGAAGAAGGUCUGCUCAUGACGCAAUGCUAAAAAACAUCUCACUCUUGCGGUGAGCUGAGGUGUGUGGACAGUCAGAGGCAUCAUGGCAGAGCUGCCUAUUGCCCCGGGAGAAGUCUACAUCGAGGUGGAGUAUGACUAUGAAUACAAGUCCAGCAAAGACCGCCUCAUCACCAUCCGGCAGGGGGAUUGCUACAUGCUGAUCAAGAAAACCAACGAGGACUGGUGGCAGGUGAGGAAAGAUGAGGGGACUAAACCAUUUUAUGUGCCAGCUCAGUAUGUCCGGGAGGUCCGCAAAGCCCUAAUGCCACCACUUAAACCAUUCCCACAUCCUCCUGCUGCCACCAGCAAUGCACCUCCUCAAAGUGGAGGUUCACUCUGGGUAAAGCCAACUAGCCUGGAGCUGGGUCUCCAGGAUCGGCCUGCAGAGGACCUUCACAGACGUGAGUCCAACUCCCGCCGAUCUCCAUCCGCACAGACCAGCUCCUCUGGUCACUUUAGUCCCCCCACCCAACGCAGGGACAGUAACCACCGCCAUGCCCCCACAGACCACGACCGAGCUCUGCAUGACAUCCUUGUUCAGGGUGGAGGUCUCCCGCCCGCCCACAGAGGAGGGUCCAGCACUCUGCCCCGUGCCCGAGCUCGAUCCCCAGAAAUGGCAAGGGCCCCACUGGAUGUUGACAGCACCCAAAACUAUGACUCAGCAGAAGAGGAGAGGCCCACCAAUGACUCGGAAUCUGGAGACGAACUGAGCAGCUCUUCCACUGAACAUCUCCAGACAGUGUCUUCAUCAGGCCAUGGCCACGGUGACUCGCCCGUCUACACCAAUCUCAAGGAGCUGAAGAUCAGCCAGACACACAUGCCCCCUCUGCCCUCAGGCUCCCCCCUUCAGACUUUGGGUGACUGGGAGAGUUACAAGGACCAGAGUGGCAGGCACUUCUACUACAACCGCUCCACCCAAGAGAGGACCUGGAAGCCGCCUCGAGCCAGGGAGACCAGUAGCGGCAACUCCAGAGGAGAAAACCACAGUGCAGGAGAGAGCUCUGAGACUACUCCUCUCUCGCUCUCGCCUUCUUUCCUCCCCCUCCUUUCGCUGUCCAUCGGUCGACUUAAGCCUCUGUCAUCGGAGGACACCUGCUUCAGUACCUACUCUAGCCAGUCUGACAGUCAGUAUGGCUCGCCGCCGCGUGGUUGGUCGGAGGAGAUGGAUGAGCACGGCCACAGGCUGUUCGUCAGCGACCAUACUAACGAGAAGUGGUUAAAACAUGUUGAUGAACAGGGCCGACCUUAUUACUACAGCGCCGAUGGUUCCAGGUCAGAAUGGGAGCUGCCAAAGUACAAUAUCUCCCCUCCCCAGCCUUCUGGAGAUGCUCCAAAAACUCGCAGUCUGGACAGGAGACACUUGGAGCCCAUCGUCCUGACCAAGUGGAGACAUAGUUCUCACGUUGAAGAGCCAAACGACAAGCGGCUGUUAAAAACCAGACGUUUCCGCGCAGUCUCUGCCCGCCUACACCCGUACAAACACAAAGAUGCACCUCUGGGUCCCAUACCCUCCUCUCCUGACUCUGACUCCUGCCCUUCGUCUCCAAAGCCCCCUGACUCUCCAUCUGAAAAGUGUGGGGUUCUGAAUGUGACAAAAAUCACAGAGAAUGGCAAAAAAGUGCGAAAGAACUGGACCUCCUCCUGGACAGUUCUCCAAGGGUCCAUAAUGCUGUUUGCCAAAGGACAAGGAGGUGGAAGCAGCUGGUUUGGAGGAAACCAGUCCAAACCCGAGUUCACUGUGGAUCUGAAGGGCGGCUCAGUGGAAUGGGCCUCCAAGGACAAAUCCAGCAAGAAGCACGUAUUAGAGCUGAAGACUCGGCAGGGAACAGACUUGCUGAUCCAGUCAGAAAAUGAAAAUGUCAUCUCUGAGUGGUUCAGAGCGCUGCAGGACACGAUCAGCACCCACGCUUGUGAGUCUGAUGAGGCCAUCGAGGAGGACAUGCCCGAGUCUCCUGGUUCUGAGAAACAUGACAAGGAGAAAGAACAUAGAGACUCAAAGAAAGGCAGAGCAGCCAUGAAGACCUCCACCAGCAUGGACUCCUCCGACAACAAGAAGACCAGACACAAGCUGAAGAAGUUCCUCAUCCGCCGUCCGACACUACAGUCCGUCAGAGAUAAGGGAUACAUCAAAGAUCAGGUGUUUGGCUGCAGUUUGUCCAGUUUGUGUCAAAGGGAGAACAGCACAGUGCCACACUUUGUAAGGAUGUGCAUCGACCAUGUGGAGAACAGUGGUCUGCAUGUGGAUGGUCUGUACAGAGUCAGUGGAAAUCUGGCCGUCAUACAGAAACUACGAUAUGCUGUCAAUCACGAUGAGAAGGUGAGCCUGGAAGACGGGAAGUGGGAGGACAUCCAUGUGACCACAGGAGCGUUAAAGAUGUACUUCAGAGAGCUGCCAGAGCCGCUCUUCACCUACACUCUCUUCCAUGACUUUGUCAAUGCCAUCAAAAUAUCAGACUACAAGCAGCGGGUUCAGUCCAUCAAAAACUUGAUCAAACAACUGCCUAAGCCAAACCAUGACACCAUGCAGGUUCUCUUCAAACACAUGAGGAAGGUGAUCGAUCAUGGUGAAGAAAACCGUAUGAACACUCAAAGCAUGGCCAUCGUGUUCGGCCCGACACUGCUGCGGCCUGAGACGGAGACCUGGAACAUGGCCGUCCACAUGGUCUACCAGAACCAGAUAGUGGAGCUGACACUGCUGGAGUACGAGAGCUUUUUUGGCAGGUAGACGGAGGCAACAGAGGAUAAGCCUACGUGUUCUAUUUUCUCUCCAAUAACGCAGCAUGGCCCUGCUAAAAAAAAAACCACACACACACAGCCCGGUUCUGCUCAUUGUUGUCGACUUCAUCUUUAUCUCAAACCAACCUGUGGGCAGCGGCUUCUCCAAACACACAAUAUGUGGACCAAACUAGUGACCAAAACAUUUUUGACUCAUUGCACUUUUUCAGUUUCUCGUUUUCUUCUGUCGCUGCAUUUGUGUCGCCUCUGUACUGCAAAGGUGACGUCCUCCUGUCCUGACACUGGAUUUUAAAUAAAACACGGAACCAAACAGGCCUGGACCACUGCACAAACACGCUGAGAGCAAAGGAGCCUCAGCAGCCUCCAUCACACAGGAGGUGUCAGUAUUGGAGGUUUAUGAUGCUGAAUAUGACGUGUUUGUACUGUAUCUUUCCUGGGUAAAUGACAGCUUUGCUUUAGAGUUUAGACACUAAGCGAGAAAGACGUUAGAGGCGGAACAAGGAGAAGGGAUGUGGAUUAUUAUUUUACAAGAAAAUCUUUUUGUCUUUCAGUACUCAUUGUGUUCCCAUUUUUAUUUUCUGUUUGAUUUUAAAAGAUUUUUUUCUUCUCUUUCUCUCUGCAUCCAUCUCUGCCCCCUUUCUCUUCUUUCUCCCCUGAUAUACUGGACUAAUGCUCUUUUGAACACAUCAGGUUAAAGGGAUCAUUUAAAGGCGCUAACCCAGCAAGCUUGCUGACAUGGCUGCAAGCAGUGACGCUAAGAAGAAAAGAAAGACUUAUCAAAAGGCUGACCUAAUAAAAUCUAUGCCUGAUUUAGACUACGAUAUGUUUGUUUGAAAAAGAAUGCCACUUUAUCUUGACGUCAGACAGCCUUUUUUCCUGGAAUCUGAAUUUGAAUUUUAUUUUAUUUAACUGCUCACUCCCUGCACCAAAGUCCAUAGAGAGAAUGUGCAAUUUUACAUCACAGCACACAGGCGUUGCUGAUCCACUGCUGUUCAGAACGCUCCGAUAUCUUAUUUUGUGACUUCAGUAAGUGAAAUCCUUUGUUUGGAUUUACUUAAGAGACACAAACUUAGCUGAUAACAAGGCAGCAGUAGACUAACAACUCCUGAACACUAGCUUUCUAUUUGGAGAACGUGAGAGUGAACGGUUUACAAACUUCUCUUUCCAGUCAGAAAAGUCUGCCUGACCGUGAGAUAAAGCACUGUGCCUGCCUUAAACUGGUUCUUGGCACAGUUGGGUCUCUGUGUGACGGCACUGCAUACAACCACACUUCAACCAAACUUGAACUAUCCCUUUAACAGAACUCCGUAUUAUAUAUCUGCAUGCCACCUUCUCCUCUUGGCUUUUUAGAACAAAUCAUCUCACAGUGGUCAGAACAUAAACCUGAAAACCAACACUGGUACUCAGCUGUUGCUUUUCUCCUCAUGGAUACAAAGCAAACGGCCCUUGAACGUGUCUCCAUUGAUACAUUUGUACAGUGUAUAUGUUUGUGUGUGUGUGCAUGUGUGUCUGUGUGUGUGGGGGGAGGGGGGAGGUUGGAUGGAUGAAUGAAUUUACUGACAACAUGUUGUACAAAUAGUAAAUAUAAGUACAUUUGCCUGGAGUGUUAAGAAUAAGGUAAAGAGGGUGAAGUGACGUGAGGUGUGAAGUAAUGAACUGUGGAUGAGGUGGUUUACCUGUGAAUCAGGUAGAUGGAAGGUUGUGAAUGUAAGUUUGCAAAGUAAAUGCUGUCGGCUUUAUCAAACUGGAAUAAAGACCUUUAAUAGAG